AAGUUGAAUUCGCUCAGCUCUUUUUCCAUCAGAAACAAGCACUGAACUCAAAUAGCCGGAGUUGCUCGUUGCCGCCGGCGAUCACAUCUCUCACGGCCACGCUUCCUCUCUCACUCACUCAAGUUUUCUCUCCUUCAAUCUCAUCCUUCAUUUUCGUUUUCUUCUUUCUAAUCAAUCAUGUUUUUGGCGAGAGCAUUUCGACAAACAUUCUUUGCUGCUGCUGCUGCCAGAUCAAAACAUUAUUCCACUACAGCUGGUGCUGUUAGAAACCCUCUUCCGGAGUUCUUUGAGGCAGACAGAGAUAAUGAGACACCAGUUGUCUAUGGUCGGAGUUGGAAGGCUUCUGAAUUGCGUCUGAAAUCUUGGGAUGACCUUCAUAAGUUGUGGUAUGUGUUGUUAAAGGAAAAGAAUAUGUUGAUGACUCAACGACAAAUGCUUCAAGCUCAGAACUUGCGCUUUCCAAACCCAGAGCGCUUACCUAAGGUGAGAAAGUCAAUGUGCCGCAUCAAGCAUGUGCUUACUGAGAGAGCAAUUGAAGAACCAGAUGCCAGGAGGUCUGCCGAGAUGAAGAAAAUGAUAAAUGGUCUUUGAUGACUUAAAAGGAUAUGUUAUGUUUCAUUGCAUUUUUUUGUAUGCUGUAAGAAUACGACAUCUACUUUCAUGGAUGUUAGAAGAUUGCUGACCAAGCCAGUGUUAAAAAACGUGAUUUAUUUAAACUUUUGUAUGUUUAGAAUUAUUACUUUGUUUUGUUUGCCCUUCGAGUCUAUCUCAGCAGAAAUGUAAUCAAGAAGUUUUGGUUCCCAGCCAACAACAAUAAUGUUUUUACUACUAACAUAA
Molecule: messenger RNA, 837 nt
Organism: Medicago truncatula (barrel medic)
Lineage: Eukaryota; Viridiplantae; Streptophyta; Magnoliopsida; Fabales; Fabaceae
Product: 39S ribosomal protein L47, mitochondrial
Exons: 4
Coding region: 178-591 (137 amino acids)
Biological process (GO): mitochondrial translation
Cellular component (GO): mitochondrial ribosome; mitochondrial large ribosomal subunit
Molecular function (GO): structural constituent of ribosome
Source: RefSeq, a predicted model, not a curated record